AAGUCAGCAGGCCACACCCCUCAUGCCAGUGUGUGGCAGGACGGCGACGGGACAGAGCGGGAGCGAGAGGCUGGCGCAGACCCCUGAGGCAGCCCAUGUUGAUCCCCACUGCCCCAGCAGCCCCGCAGUGCUGAGACAUUUCUGGCAACCUUACUCGUUCCGCACCCCUAUCCUUUUGUCCGCCAAGGAUGGAGGAGGAACGCACUGCACACAUGCAGUUUAUCCAGACCUUCCUGCAGAGCUCAGUGAAGGUAACCUCAGCCGUUUCCAGGGUAGCAGUGCCCGUGUCUCCUGAUGGGCCCACUGGCUCUGCUGCCAGGCUGCUGGGGGCUGCUGGCUGGGCAGAGCUGCUCCCCAGGUCUCCUGCACAGCACUGCAGCCCCAGUGCUCCAGUCCCGCUGGCCACGUGCCCCCCUUCUCACGCUGCCUGUUUGUGUCUCUGCCCCCCGGCUGCCCAGGAGGAGGCUCAGAAGGUGCAAUUCCUGCAGGCCGUCUCCAGCCUCUGCACAGCUGCCAGGGACCAGGGCUUCCUAGAGGAACUAAGGGAGUUCUGUGAGCAACAUCAGGUGGCAGAGAACAUCAAGGCGCUGGUGGAAGAGGAGCCCAUGGACCAUGUGCACACAGUGGUGCGGCAGCAAGCCAUGCUGACCCUCGCCCAGAUGAGCAAAGUGCAGAUGCUAUUGAAGCGCAAGAAGAAAAGCCUUUUAACGUCCUGUUUUAGGAAGGUCUUCUUGCUUCCCCCCAUCACUUCUAGGAAGGGCGAAGACAGCAUUCUCUACUUUCAGACCCUGGAUGCCAUGGACGUCCUGCUGGAGAGCUUCGUGCUCAGCUCCCCGGGCUCCAGGGAUCUGCGGAGAAUCUUGCAGAUGCUGCUGCCCUUCACAGACAUCGAGCACGCAGCUGUGUGUGAACGGGCCGUGGCAAGGAUCGCAAAGCUGGCCGAUUUGAUGGCCAGCUCUUCCUCAGUGCAGGUAAGGAGGCAGGCACCCUCCAGCCAGGCUGUCUCCCAUUCCCUGCCCACCGUGGGCAGCAGCCUGCAGCUGGAGAUGCCUGAGGCAUUCAGCAUGGCUCUGCCCUGGGCAAGGGUCUUGGCUUCUCUUUUUCCCAUGGUUUUCCCUCCGUCGCAGUGCCCUUUCUGCCAGGAGCCAUCUUGGCUCCCAGUCCUGUGCAGGACAGCACUGCCCAAGGAGCAUGGUGGGAGGCCAGGCCUGGCAGCUCUCCCUGCCCUGCUGCCCAGCUCGCUGCUUUGGGAGGGCCCUGCACAGCUCUGAGCCUCCAGGAUCCUUCCCUGGGGCAGAGUCUCAGGUUCAGAGCUUUUGUUGAGCUGCUGUCCCUCAGCCCUUCUGCC
Molecule: messenger RNA, 1348 nt
Organism: Neopsephotus bourkii (Bourke's parrot)
Lineage: Eukaryota; Metazoa; Chordata; Aves; Psittaciformes; Psittacidae
Product: maestro heat-like repeat-containing protein family member 7
Exons: 5
Coding region: 189-1271 (360 amino acids)
Cellular component (GO): cytoplasm
Source: RefSeq, a predicted model, not a curated record